UGCCGGGAGAGAGGGAGGUUUGAGCGGUGAACACCGGCAGCUGGUUGACGGUCCCGGCUGUGAGUACGAUAGCGCCAGCAUGAGGCGGUCAGCAGCCCCAAGCCAACUACUCGCUGGAAAUGCAGCUAAAAGGCCUCGCUUCGUGCCACCAGUUAAAGUGACUCCAUCUUCAUAUGUGUCGGUGGGGAAUGGGACGACGACAUUAGAGCCCAAGAAGGACCUCGUAUCUCCAGACACACGUGAAAGGAGCUGCGGGGGUGCCUCGCCUUGUAUUGGAGAAGUAGGAGCUACACCGCCUGCUGUCACCCCCCAGAAGCCGGCAGUCGCUGCUGUCUCCAGGUUCAGACCUCCGACUGGUUUGGCCGAUCCUCUCCGAGCAGCAAAUCAGAUGGUGGAUGGUAGAAGCGAGGAGGAAGAGGCGAGCUGCCCCCAAAAGUACUUCAGCGUGGUCUGGGGCAAAGCGUCAAAGAAGAAGCACAAGAAAUGGGAAGGAGACGCUGUUCUCAUCGCGAGAGGAAGAUCAGUGACGUUGAAGGACCUGGAAGGCAAAGAUAUUGGAAAAGGGUCGGGAUACAAGCUGAAGGAUCUGGAAAGCUUGGAAGAAGGCCACACCUUGAUGAUUGGUGGAAAGGAGAUUGAGGUGAUGGGUACAAUCUCAGCAGAAGAUUACAGCAGCGGCAGGUGCUUUCACUCGUCAGUGAUGGCGCCCACCCAGACACCUUCAGAUUACGCCCCACCGAAACCAUUCACCAACCCAGUGAAACAUGGGAGCAAAGAAGGCGCAUCAAGAGACCUCCCGAUCUGCAAACCUCGACACGAUCCCAGCGCACCAAACUCUAUUGUAAUGCCGAGACCAUCGAAAUAUCACCAGCAAAUGUUCAAUAAAAGCGGCUAUCCUGUUGUAGAUGUGGUGGUGGAUCCAUAUGUGGCAGUCCAUCUACGACCCCAUCAAAAAGAAGGGAUUCUGUUUCUCUAUGAGUGUGUGAUGGGCAUGAGGGUCAGUGGACAAUUUGGAGCUAUCCUGGCUGAUGAGAUGGGCCUAGGCAAAACGCUUCAGUGUAUCUGUUUGAUCUGGACUCUUCUACGCCAAGGUCCAUAUGGAGGGAAGCCUGUCUUCAAGAGAGCGCUGAUUGUGACCCCAGGGAGUCUGGUGAAGAACUGGAGGAAAGAGUUUCAGAAGUGGUUGGGAACUGAGAGAAUGAGAGUGUUUGCAGUGGAUCAGGAUCACAAGGUGGAAGACUUCGUCAGUUCUCCUUUGUACUCGGUGCUCAUCAUCAGCUAUGAGAUGCUAUUACGCUCUCUAGAACAACUCCAGAACCUGAGCUUUGAUCUCAUCAUCUGUGACGAGGGCCAUCGCUUAAAGAACAGCUCCAUAAAAACAACUUUGGCGCUCAGCAGUUUGUCUUGCAGCAGAAGGAUCAUCCUGUCCGGCACUCCAAUUCAGAACGAUCUCCAGGAGUUUUAUGCAUUGAUCGACUUUGUAAAUCCAGGAAUUCUUGGCGCUCUGUCCGCUUACAGAAAAAUAUAUGAGGAGCCAAUAAUUAGAUCCCGCGAGCCUUCAGCAAAUAAAGAGGAAAAAAAAUUAGGAGAUGAAAGAGCCACAGAACUGGGACGUCUAACAGGCCUAUGUGUUCUCCGAAGAACCCAGGAGGUCAUUAAUAAAUUUCUCCCUCCUAAAAUUGAGAGCAUUGUCUUCUGCAGACCCUCCGAGCUCCAGCUUGAUCUUUACAAAAGGCUUCUGAGCUCUCGUCUUGUUAAGUGUUGUUUGCAAGGCUCAGGAGACAGUAGUCCUCAUCUCGUGUGCAUUGGGGCACUGAAGAAACUUUGCAACCACCCGUAUCUGCUUUAUAAAACCAUCCAGGAGAAGAGCACCAGUGUGGGCUGCGAGGAGCAGAGCUUCUAUGAAACUCUGGCCGAGCUCUUUCCCUGCGGUUAUAGCACACAUACAGCUUCCGAAUCCGGAAAACUGCAGGUUUUAACAAAAUUAUUAUUAGCCAUAAGAGAGCACGGCCCCUCCGAGAGAGUGGUUCUGGUCUCUCAUUACACUCAGACCUUAAAUAUACUACAAGACGUGUGUCAGCGGCAUGGAUAUAAGUGCACCAGACUGGAUGGACAGACGCCGGUCACACACAGGCAGCAAAUUGUGGACGGAUUUAAUAGCAAGUAUUCAACAGACUUCAUCUUCCUACUUAGCUCCAAAGCGGGCGGUGUGGGGCUGAACCUGAUCGGAGCCUGCCAUUUAAUUUUAUAUGACAUUGACUGGAAUCCAGCUAAUGACAUGCAGGCGAUGGCUCGUGUGUGGAGAGAUGGCCAGCAGCGCACUGUCCAUAUAUACCGGCUCCUGACCACAGGGACUUUAGAAGAAAAGAUCUAUCAGAGGCAGAUAAGUAAACAGGGUCUCUCCGGGGCGGUUGUUGACUUUGCCCCGAAAUCAGAACAUAUUCGAUUUUCCGUGGAUGAACUCCGAGAUCUCUUCACUCUGCAUGAAGAUUCGGACUGUGUAACCCACGACCUGCUGGAAUGUGACUGUACAGUAACAAAACGCCUUCCAGCUGAUGCCACGGGAAAUCACUUCACGCCCAGGAGCUGUCACCUCGGCAGGAAGGCAGAGAAGAACAUUUCCAUGUCUGAAUUAAUGCAGUGGAACCACUUCUCCAUGCAUCAGCUUUCUGAUGAAUUGUUUCUCCAGCCAGGCAAAGAAUAUAUUUCCUUUGUUUUCCAGAACAUGACAAACGGCUAAUGGCGCUGAAUACGUGUCCCUGUGUGAGUAGUCCAUGAGAGGACAAUGCUUCGCAGAGACAUUGCAGCCCUCUGCAAGUCCACGGGAGCAGCGCUGUCUGUCCUUUACAUGAGAGGGGUUUUCAAUAGUUUUCAGUUUUGGUUUUAUAAAAUUGGACAUGAAAUGCACACUGUACUACCGAGGAACAUGUGGAGGGUACCAACAGAUAUAGACGCACAUGUGUUCACGAGGAAGUAACGUAGAACAUUGAAGUCUGUGUAGGAGACACGAGAUACUGAAAGGGAAACAAUAUAAUAAAAUAUUCCAAUCCAUAGACUUUCCAUAUAUGUGCAUCUACUGCACGGCCAGGCAAAGGAUAUUAGUAGAUGGCUUCUGGAGUAAGGACUGAUGCACACUAGCGUAUUUUUAAUCUGCAUCCGGCACCCAAUCACUUCAGUGGGGCCGCAAAAGAUGCUGUCCACAUCCGUAUAUCCAUUCUGCAGCCCUGGAAAAAAUAGAACAUGUCUUAUUCUUGUCCGCAUUACAGACAAGGACAAAACAGUUCUAGCAGAGGCCGGCCGUUCCGUAAAAUGUGGAAUGCACACGACCAGUAUCCGUGUUUUGCGGACUGCAAAACAGCCAACGGUUGUGUGCAUGAGCCCUAAAUGGGACGACAAAUUAGACCAUUUUAGAGUUUUCCAGGUGAAGUUAACUAGACAAGGAAAUUUGGAAAGGCUGGAGACCUGGGGGACAUAGUAGGGAAGAAGAGGAAACAGCAGAUCCCACUAAAUACUGAGGACUUGAUGAGGUUCAAAGAAGAUUAAAAGGGGUUAUGCCAUGAUUAUAACAAUGAAAAUAAUCUAGUACAUGACCAUCUCUAUCUAACAAAGCUAGAACCAGCCCUGUACCUCACAUGUGUCCAGAGAGCUCCCCAUUCAUUGCUCUAAUUGUUCUAGAUUCAUGCUGGCAGCUCAGGGAGCGUGUGUCCUUUCUCAGGGAGCGUGUGUCCUUUCUCGGGGAGCGCGUGUCCUUUCUCGGGGAGCGUGUGUUUUCUGCUGUAGCUUUUUCCCUGUAACCUCCACAGCUUCUGACAUAAGAUAUGGCUGGUUGUAGUUGAAGAGUUAAACUGAGCACAUACGACCACCUUAGUGAGGUGGGCAAGAAAUAAGGAAAACAGCAGGUGGCGCUAUACAGGUACAUUUAUUGAAUAGCUCACUGGCUAUACUAAAUUUUUAAUUACCUGCAAUUACAAUAUUAUUUAGAUCCAGGCGCUAGUUUGAAAAAUGUAAAAUAUGUUUUGUGGCGCAACCGCUUUAUGGUGAUAUGUACCCAGCAGUGUCGUUUAUGUGGAUUUUGUGUGUUUUUUUUUUUUGCUGCGUUUCCACACCAAAAUCCACACAUUACUUGUGGAUUUUGACUCUGAUUUGCCCCAGAUCUUAUCCUUGCAUUGCAAAGGGUGAAAUCUGCUCUGAAAAUCUGCAGAAACAAUUGACAUGCAGCGGAUUUCAAACUCCUCGCCGCAGGUGAAUUUCUGCAUAUACCCUAAAAGUUAUCCAAAGGUACUUCAUGGGGGGAGCCUUAGUCAGAUGAUAUGGUUAGGUCACAAGGGUGUAUGAGAUGUGGGAGGACUGAAAGACAGACCAGUGAAACCAGCGAUUGCUAUAUACUUGUUUUAUGUAAAGCUGUAUUAUUGCAUGAUGUAAAUUUACUUCCUACAGCUGAGGGUUUGCUACAGUUCUAUCCAGCCUAAACAGCCCUCUGUGAGCCUGGACUCCGCCUCAUACAUUGUAAAGAACAACAGCAGAGGUUUCUGCAGUAGACGGUGAUGUAUUUAGCACACAGAGCAUUGUCUGGACUAGAUACAAUUGUAGGAAACCCCCAUCAGUGUUAGGGUAGGUUCACACACAGCUUUUUGGAGGAGGUUUUGAGGCAGAUUUCUGUAGGUUUUUCAGCCAAAGCCAGGAGUGGAUUCAAAGGGAUUCGUCUUCUCCGUCCUGCGGGAUCCGCUUUUUCUAUUACUGUGCUCGGUCUAUAUGGGUUUUCAGAAUCCGGAUGUCUUAAUUCAUUGACAGCAAGCAGAAAAAUUUGUGAGGAAAAGAAAGGCAAAAUAUAUUAUACAAUGAUUACGCUUUAUUUACAUCAAAACAGCGCGCGCUUUUCCCCAUUAAACUCUAUUACAGCCGGGGAACCCCCUUUAAAUUGCAUUCCUAGAGAUUCCAGUGGAUGUCCUCCUCUCCCACCCUGCCGACAUGUGGCCCUUUGCUGUAUAUGAGCAGCAGGCGUGUGAUGAGUGGGUGUACACUGAAUUCUUAUACAUUUUCAUUAUGUUUCAGGAACAUCGAACCACCUGACCAGUGGGAGAAAUUUUGCGCCGAUAAUCUGAAGUUGUCCCAUGAAAAAUAUUCUGCAGUAUUCAAACCAGCACCUGG
This is a messenger RNA of Bufo gargarizans (Asiatic toad), 5148 nucleotides long. It is a transcript of the gene RAD54B, whose product is annotated as RAD54 homolog B. The transcript has 15 exons. Gene Ontology annotation, molecular function: ATP binding; ATP-dependent chromatin remodeler activity; DNA translocase activity. Bases 80 to 2740 code for a protein of 886 amino acids. The record is from RefSeq and is a predicted model, not a curated record. Lineage: Eukaryota; Metazoa; Chordata; Amphibia; Anura; Bufonidae. Gene Ontology annotation, cellular component: nucleus. Gene Ontology annotation, biological process: double-strand break repair via homologous recombination; reciprocal meiotic recombination.